GUAGCGCGUGACGUCACUCCAGGGGCGCCAAAAGUUGCAGCAGAAACAACAAACACAACAAACACAACUCGGAGCAGUUCCUGUCCAAACAGCCAGCUGUCAUGGACCUCGGCCCCUUUGAAGGAGACAACUCUGUCAGCUGCAGACUGGCCUCUCAGAUCCCUGAUGUGUGCCGGACUGAGGACUGCUGUCUGGGCAUCGAUGAGGCAGGCAGGGGGCCUGUGCUGGGACCCAUGGUGUAUGGAAUAUGUUUCUGUCCAGUCUCCAGAAAACAGGAGCUGAAGGACUCGAAAGUGGCAGAUUCAAAGACUCUAACAGAGGCAGAGAGAGAGAAUCUUUUUGAAAAACUGGAUGAAGCCAAAAGUUAUGUCGGCUGGGCUCUGCAGAUUCUCUCACCAAACACCAUCUCCACCAGUAUGUUACAGAGGACAAAAUACAACCUGAACGCCCUUUCACACGAUACAGCAAUCGGUCUAGUACAGUACGCCUUGGACAAUGGAGUACAGCUCAAAGAGGUAUUUGUGGACACAGUCGGCCCAGCAGACAAAUAUGAGGACAAACUCUCCAAGCUGUUCCCUGGUAUCGACGUGACUGUGAGGCCAAAGGCUGACUCCCUCUUCCCCAUCGUCAGUGCAGCCAGUAUCUGUGCCAAGGUUGCCAGGGACCGUGUUGUAAAGGGCUGGAACUUUUCUGAGGACCUGGGAGGGGUGGAUACAGACUACGGCUCAGGAUACCCCAACGAUCCCAAGACUAAAGCGUGGCUCCUGAAGUACCUGGACCCAGUGUUCGGUUACCCUCAGUUUGUUCGAUUUAGCUGGAGCACUGCCCAGACCCUGAUGGACAGCAAGGGUGUCACUGUCCACUGGGAUGAUGAUGAUGAGGAUGGGGAGAAGGCGGCGCAGAGGAAGAACAACAAGUCCAUGUUGUCCUACUUUAGUGCAUCAGCUGGAAGUAACGACCAAAACCCGACCCACCAGACACACCGCUUCUUCACCGAUCGGAGGCUGAAGAGCCUCGACACACUCUGAAGACAACACAGUAGAGGACACACACACA
Morone saxatilis (striped sea-bass) is the source of this 1056-nucleotide messenger RNA. RefSeq names its product ribonuclease H2, subunit A (gene rnaseh2a). Bases 102 to 1028 code for a protein of 308 amino acids. Gene Ontology annotation, molecular function: RNA binding; RNA-DNA hybrid ribonuclease activity. The record is from RefSeq and is a predicted model, not a curated record. Lineage: Eukaryota; Metazoa; Chordata; Actinopteri; Moronidae. The transcript is spliced from 9 exons. Gene Ontology annotation, biological process: mismatch repair; DNA replication, removal of RNA primer. Gene Ontology annotation, cellular component: ribonuclease H2 complex.